Coregonus clupeaformis (lake whitefish) is the source of this 4709-nucleotide messenger RNA. It is a transcript of the gene frs3, whose product is annotated as fibroblast growth factor receptor substrate 3. Gene Ontology annotation, cellular component: cytoplasm. Gene Ontology annotation, biological process: cell surface receptor protein tyrosine kinase signaling pathway. NCBI's taxonomy places the organism in Eukaryota, Metazoa, Chordata, Actinopteri, Salmoniformes, Salmonidae. The transcript has 7 exons. The coding region runs from base 403 to 2331 and encodes 642 amino acids. The record is from RefSeq and is a predicted model, not a curated record.
CCCGGUGGUCGGGAAAUGUCAAAGAGAGGCCCGUGCUGCAGCAGGGGGCGUAAAGGGAAAAAAAUAACAACAGUUUAUUGCUUUAUUUUCACAUAAUUUAUUUUCCUUUCUUAUUAAGCAAGUGUCAUAUCCAUUAGCAUCAGAAACCGACUCCUAGCUGACUAGCUCCUCUCGCAGCCGCCGUUGACAACAAUUUGCAGUCUUCUUGAUCAUUCCCGAUUCGUAUAGCCAGCCUAACAUUCCUUGCCAAACAUGAGGGAGAAAAUACUGCUCCUGUUGAAGAUGUCCAUCAAACUUACUAGCUCUCUCUCCACCAUGACACUCAGCAGAGGACUCUGGGAUUGAUGCUGGGAUCACUCCCACUGAUGGCCUGGACUGGGUUUCAGCUGUCCUGCUGAAGCUAUGGGGAGCUGUUGGAGCUGUCUAUACAGAGACCCCAUCCAAGACAACCAUCUCACCAAAUUCAAGGUAACCAAUGUGGAUGAUGAGGGGAAUGAGUUGGGCUCUGGGACCAUGGAGCUCACCCAGACCGAGCUCAUCCUGCACACACGCAAGAGGGACGCCAUUCGGUGGCCCUACCUGUGUCUGCGGCGCUACGGCUACGACUCCAACCUCUUCUCAUUCGAGAGUGGCCGGCGCUGCCAGACUGGACAGGGAAUCUUUGCGUUUAAAUGUUCUCGUGCGGAGGAGAUCUUCAACCUUCUCCAGGAGCUGAUGCAGUGCAACAGUAUCAAUGUGGUGGAGGAGCCUAUGAUCAUGCCCGGCAGCGGGCAUGCACGAGAGAUAGACAUGCCUCGCACCCCACAGACACCCAACACUCCAGCAUUCCCCGUCCAGGGUUUUCCCAACGGGUACCCGGGGUAUCCCAUGAGAGCUGAAUCCUCCCAGCCCUCUCUAACUGACGACCCCCACGGCCACAGCCACAUGGGCCUGGAGGACCAGGCUCACACCUAUGUGAAUACUGUUACUGUGGAUGGGGAACUCUCCAGUCGACACUGUGUACACUCCCUACCCGAGGUGCGGCCUACUUCCUUCCCCGAGUCAACCCGGGGAGCCAUGCCUGUCGUGGGCCAAGGAGGUGGGCAGGCCAGCAUGCACUGUUGUCCCCUGGAGGAACAACGCAAGGAACCCCAGGUAUUCCUUCAGCCUUCCUCUCAGGAGGUCAAAUUCAUGCUGGGACCCACCCCUGCACAGCGCCACCUGCUGGAGAGAGAGAGGGAGAGGCACGGUGGUCACAAUCCCCACGCCAUGCGGCCUGUAGAGGGCACCACAGGUUCAGAGACAGAGGGGGACGAACCUCCUCUGCACGUGUGCAACUCCCACUCCUAUCACCACCCUCACUACCACCACGUGAUGCACCGGCACCCUGGCCACGAGCACCAGGAGGGCUGCCAGCUCACCUACGAGAAUAUCAAUGGCCUAAGGGGGGGCCGCCGGCUGAGACUUAGCCCCAGCAGCAUGUCCCAGUCUGUGGGCUCCAGCAGCAGCAGCAGCACCACCGGAGACAGUCACUCUCACCCACAAUCACACCCACACCCACUCCACCCGCACCCCCACGGCCCAUCUUCUCUGCCCCCCCAGGGGUACCCCUGUGAGCGGGGCGCGGGGAUGGGCGGGGGUCACCGGCGGACAGCUCUGCUCAACUACGAGAACCUGCCGUCGCUGCCGCCGGUGUGGGAGUACCGCGCCCUGCAGAGAGACGAGGAGCAGGACGAGGAUGACGAGGAACAGGAUGAGGAGGAGUACGAGGAAGAGGAGGAGGACUUUGACGAGUACGAGUUUUCAGAGGGUCCAGGGACGCCCAACGGGUACCACCAGGAAGGGCUGGGGAGGGGGGGGAUCCACCGCGACGCCCUGCAGAACUAUGUCAACACAGAGCAGGUCCAGCCCAGUCGGCUGCGACAUGCCUGCCCCCCUCACCCCCAGCACCUCCAGCCGUGCCACCGCCAGUCGGACCGGGGCGGCCGAAUAUUCAGCUUUGAUUUCCGUAGGCGGCCUGGAGGAGGGUUUGGUCGGGGGGAGGGUUGCGAGCACGGUCACAUGCCCCCGUCGAGGCAGCUCAACUACAUCCAGGUGGACCUCGAUGCGGAGCCUCCAUGCCAGGCCCUCGGUGGGAGUGGAGGAGGGGGAGCCCAGUCUCAGCCCCAGCCACAGCACCAGCGCCUGCCGCCCCUCAAAUGUGGCCCCCAGCAGGCCCCACGGCGCAGUGAGUUCUACGCAGUGAUUGACCUGAAGAAGACAGCAGCCAUGUCCAACCUGCAGAAAGCCCUCCCCCGGGACGAUGGGACAUCGAGAAAGACUCGCCACAAUAGCACAGACCUGCCUCUGUAGACGCAGUGAGGAGGGGAAGAGACAGAGAAACAUGAAGGGAGGGAGUAGAGAGAGAAACAGGUUUGGGUGGACAGACAGGUAUAGGCAACUCAGCAGCACACUGGAUCCCUCAUUCUCAUCCUUCCAUCUGCCUGUCCUGUCCUGUCAUGUCCUGUCCUGGCCAGAUGGAUUAUAUACAGGUACCUAAUUAGAAAACGAACUAAAACCUAUCUGUGCAUAUUCCACUUUAUGGAGCAAGAUUGGUUUGAAGUUGCCAUAUUAUUGUGGGUCACUUUCUCACUGUGGUGAGAUGCUGUCUGAGUUAGCAGCAGAAACCUUGGUCGUGGUUGGCUGGGUUUAUGGUUAAACCCUUUAGCUACCAUUGUUUUGGGUUAAACCUUUUGGCAGUGUUUUUUUUUUUUUUAGCUUUGUGGUGGUUGCGUUGCGUGCCAAGGCCCCGGGUUUGGUUCAGGGUGGGAGCAGGAAUGGACGAGUUGAUGGUUGAUUUUAGAUAUAAGAGUAUUGCCCAUCAUAAAGUAGCUAGGUUCCUCAUUCCGUUAUCAUUCAGUGUUGUUGUUUUAUUUCUUUUACGUCCCUGUUUACGAACAUGGGCCACUAUCGUGUUCAGGUUUACUAGUCUACAUUGUAAAAUUGACUGAACAUUUUCUGAUAUGAAAAACAGUUUGUUAUUCCCUCAAUUUAAUUAUAAUAAUGUGCAUUCUUCACCUCACUAGCACUUCUUCUGACCCUGUGACUGAUAGAAAGGACAGUUGAUUAUAUAUAUUUACAACUAUCUGCCCUCAGGAAUUAGUACAGAGCAGUACAGUUUGCACAUUAUCCUUUGGAAUUGUAAUCUUACAUCCUAUCCAGUAUGAUAUUUUUAGUCUAAAAAAGACCCCAUAACAGAAAGAAAAUGUAUGAAUAGAUUUUCUCUCUCUUAAUCCAAGAUUAAAUAUCAUACAUUUUUCACGUUGAAAUUGAAUCUAAAAUGGAAAUAAUAGUAACCUUGAUGGCAUGAUACAGUGUGUUGAUAGAUUUUCAACAUCCGCACACGCACACGACAUAGCUAUUGAGAUGAUUGAAUUCAUCUCUGACCCCAUAUCAUUCCACUUGAAUAGGAAUCCAUAUCUAAUUCCUAAACUAUGGUUACCUUUGCACUUUUUUACCUUUGAAGUCCCCACAGUUCAGAAUCCCUGCUCUGGAGUAACAGAAAGGUUGUGAUCUGACAAACUCCUUCGAGAUGGUGAUGUCAUCACACAGGCCCAAAUAUUGUAUGGAUGUUGUUGUUUUUUUGCAACAUUAUAGAGACCAAUAGCAACUUACAUUUUUUAGAGAAGUUGAUAACCUGUGAUAAUGGCUUAAAUAUAUUAAUAAUAACCUCACAUAAAAAGUACUGGUUUACUAUUUUAGUAAGUAUCAGAUUGAUAACUGAGGGUUAUCAACUGAGGGUCUGUUUAAAGGGGAAUAUAUCAGUAUGUUUAAUGUUAACUGUUGAUGGGAAAGUCUUAUAUCAUUGAGCAUUUGGCUGAGGAUAUUAUGUAUUUAUUUAUUUAUUCAUUGAGAUGUCUAUAUUGUGAUUGUUUUGCUAAAAAAUGUGACAAACAGUUUUUCGUAAUCUAGUCAGUUGGUGAUUUGGAGACCAAAGUAUCACCAGUCAUCAUCAUACUGUCUGGGACACCAUUGUAAUACCAUUGUUAUGCCUGUAAUUAAUAACAUUACAUUCUGAAGAAGAAAGACUGUAUUAAUAUAUUAAAGUGCCAAAUCAUUACUGUUACCUGUUUGAAAAUUAUGAAUCAAAUCAAUGUGCCAUUAGGAUGUGUAAUAGAAAACCUGAGGGCUAAGAGGCAAGGAGUUAGCCUACAUGUCAAAAACAAAGGAAAGAGCUUGGAGGUCAAGGGCCGUAUAUAUCAAGAGUAGGAGUGCUGAUCUAGGAUCAGUUCUCCCCUGUCCAUGUCAUUGUAUUCAUUAUGAUCUAAAAGGAAAAACGGAUCCUAGAUCAGCAUUCCUACUCUGAGACUCUUGAUACAUACUGUACGGGGUCAGGGUUUAUAUAUUGUUAACCCUUUGUACUCCUCCUCAUGAAUUUGUCUAGCUGAUCCAGGUCAACUGGACAACAAAGGGCAAGAAAGACACAUUUCACCUCAUAGACUAGGCUAUACAUUGACAGCCAUAUUGGAGUGAGACAACGGAUUCGUUAUAUCUAUCUAGUCUUCACAACUCCAGUGGUUUUAUGCUGCUAUAAACAUAUUGAGACAGUAUGUAAGCUAUUUGUCAUGGUAGAAGUUCAGAUAGUAAGAAGAGGUUGGGGUGGUAGUGUCUAUGCAGGAUUAUAAACUGGGUGGUUCGAACCCUGAAUGCUGAUUGGCUGACAGCUGUUGUAUAUCAGACCGUAUACCACG